AUGUCCCGGUCAAAAUGUCCGGCCAGGGAGCAAUCCGGCGCUAAAACAGAGCUGGAGAAGGGAUUGGUGAUGGGGACAAAUGGAAGUAGCAUUGUAUCCAAAAGAAGUGUAGAACAGCUCUACUUUCCCGAACCGCAUUUUAUCCGGUAUUUUGUGAAGAAACGGCAGCGAAGAUCUCCGCUGAUCAAUCGAGGAUACUGGCUGCGGAUGUACGCCAUUGAACACACCGUGAAAACUUUUCUGCAGGAAUAUUCAGAUCGCCCAAAAAUUAUUUUAAAUCUAGGCUGCGGCUUUGAUCCAUUGCCAUUUCAAUUUCUAACCCGUGCGCCAGAGUUUUGUCGACAUGUGCGCUUUAUCGAUAUCGACUACCAUAAACUUAUGCUCGAAAAACGCGAUGCAAUCCGAAAUACCUCUGCCCUCAAUUCUCUGCUGUCCAACACUGACUACCCCGCGGAAGAUAGCCCCACGCUCAUACGUAGUAAGGAGUAUAUUGGGAUCGGAUGCGAUUUGGGCGAACUUGCAAAACUAGAGGCUGCAUUGAGGUCUGAGCUUGGUUCUAUUGCUAAAUAUUCUAUACUUUGCACUGCAGAAGUGUCUCUGACUUAUAUGGAUGUUAAAUCCGCAGAUGCCCUGCUUCAGUGGGCAUCGACAUUAAGUAAUGAUAGCCAGUUCUGCCUUCUUGAGCAAUAUUUCCCUGACGGCCCAGAUCACCCCUUUGCCAAAACGAUGAUGAAUCAUUUUCAAAAGCUACGAACUCCUCUUUACUCUAUCCAUGAAUACCCUUCAAUGCGGCAGCAAGAACAACGGUUUCUCAGCGUCGGCUGGGCUCAUGCAAAGGCAAAUAAUUUAUGGGUGUUAUGGAGCGAUUCGCAAUUCCUAUCUGAGAAGCAAAGGACGUCACUCGACAGUUUUGAAGCCUUUGAUGAAUGGGAGGAAUUCGCGCUCUUUGCAUCGCACUAUUUUUUACUUAUCGCAUCUACCAAGCGUUCAGACGCCAACGCCGAUUCGAAGGAGCCACUAGACGUCAAUGGCUCCAACAUUGGGCUGAGUCUGGUAUCUCAAUGUCCGCCAAGGUUUAACGCACAAAGACGUUUUGGAGCCAUCGUUCCUGUAGAAAAGAACCUGGCUGGUGUGCAUGGUGGCUUAGGCCUCCAGACCCGUCUCCCGUCAACUCAAGUUUAUAGCGACACAGAGGCUCGUCAUUCGAUCCACGACCUACCUCCAACAACAAUGCUGGCACGGAUGUGCCAUUCAUCCGUGCUUCUUAAUAAUGGCAGCAUGAUAAGCGGUGGCAGAGCUUCGCCAACGGCGGCAUUUGGUGAUUGCUGGCUUAAAUCAGGCGAAAAAUGGAGUCAGGUCGACAGUCUUCCCACUGCAUGCUUCCGGCACUCCACCACUACAGUGAAUGUGGAUGGCCAAAGAGUACUUCUUUUUGGAGGGAAGUCGGGGGCUGGUAAUGUUCUGGGGCAAUUCCUUCUGUGGUCUGAAGGAGAGGGCUGGUCUGAACUCCCCGUCAUGGGAUCGACACCUCAACCCCGUUUUGGCGCUUCAUUGAUCAGUAUCGACGGGCACUCAGGGAUACUGUGUGGCGGAAUGUCACAGGGAGGGGUUGUAUUGAAUGAUUUCUGGACCUGGAGAUUAGUGACAGAUAAUUCUCCAGGUAUGAAGCUCAUGCUGAUGGACGUUUCUGUGCCUCUCUCAGCUGCCACUCCGUUAUAUCCGUGGCUGGGAAGAUUCGGGUCAACCGUCAAUCUGUUGAGAGAUUAUAUUGUUUUCAUUGGUGGGAUCAGCCAGAGUGGGUGUAUUCCAGAGAAAUACGAGGUUUUACUGUUGGAUGUAAAAUGCCUACGUCAGCAAGCAGAAACAUCUACGCAUGAUACCUCCAUUUUGCUAUUAUCAGCGGGUGUAGGAAUCGAUACUAACGGUCCAAGGCCGUUGCUUGCGGGCCACUCUACAUUCCCAGUACCUAGCGAGAAAAUCUUGAUAGCAGGAGGAGGUGCGGUGUGCUUUUCAUUUGGAACUUAUUGGAAUAGUGGAACAUGGCUGUUACAAGAUACGACUCUUAGUUCUAGCAAUGGAUGGCUUCCCGUUGAAUCUGCCAUCGACUCGGAACAAAACCCAGCACGAACAAUUACGGCAACGCCACAACCAAGUCGCGAAGGUUCGGUUGUGCAAGUUGCCCGCAUGACAAUCAGUAGCCCACAAGAGUUUCGAACAAUUGUGGACAAAGGUCUGCCUGUUAUUUUGCAGGGCCUUGAUUUUGGUCGAUGCGUUGAAUUGUGGACCAAGGAGUACCUUCAAAAGGCGGUUGGGGGUGAUCGAAAGGUCGUUGUCCACGAAUGCGGUACAGAUCAUAUGGACUUUCGAGCGAAGAACUUCUCGUACGUCACAAAGGAGUUUGGAACGUUCCUUGAUGAAGUCGAUAGAGGUGGCCGACAAUAUCUACGGGCCAUAUCAGCCGACAAGCCAACGGAGCAAGCAGCGAACCUUGCCAUAGAUUUUCCUGGCCUCAACGACGAUUUCCGUAUACCAGCUGAACUAUCGCUAGUUUCGGAAAACGCUCACAGCUCGCCACUACGGAUAUCCGGACCAGUUAUCUUGUGGCUGCACUAUGAUGUCCUCGCCAACGUGCUUUGUCAGAUCCGCGGCACGAAGAAACUGAUCCUCUUUCCCCCCCGGGAUGUUUCGAAACUUGGCUUUGCCCCGGGGGCAUCAAGCUCAUCGAUCAACGUUUUCCAGGACGGCUUCCCGCACGGCACGACCCCACACGAGGCCCCCCUGAAGCCUGGCGACGUGCUCUUCCUGCCGCCGCUCUGGCUCCACACGGCAUGUCCCACGGAUGGCGUCAGCGUCGCCGUGAACGUGUUUUUCCGCAGCCUGGCGGCCAGUAGCUACUCGCCGGGCCGCGACGUGUACGGCAAUCGGGAUCUUCACGCGUAUGAGAAAGGACGGCGAGAUGUGGAGAAGAUCUGGCGCUCGUUUGAUCGUCUUCCCUGCGACAUCGCCCGGUUUUAUCUGGACCGGCUCGCCGACGAGCUCAGAGAGAAAGCGGCCACGUGA
This is a messenger RNA of Ophidiomyces ophidiicola, 3060 nucleotides long. It is a transcript of the gene PPM2, whose product is annotated as tRNA methyltransferase ppm2. Gene Ontology annotation, molecular function: protein binding; tRNA methyltransferase activity. Gene Ontology annotation, biological process: tRNA methylation; wybutosine biosynthetic process. The record is from RefSeq and is a predicted model, not a curated record. Lineage: Eukaryota; Fungi; Ascomycota; Eurotiomycetes; Onygenales; Onygenaceae. The transcript is spliced from 6 exons. The coding region runs from base 1 to 3060 and encodes 1019 amino acids.